AAAAAAUGAAUCAAAAUAGAUAUGUCUUAUUUUGGUUGCAGAACGCAAAUUAUGCUACAAUGUAACUGCUCACACCCAAGUCAUAUAUCUGACGCGGGAACUUUUAUUUCCCUUUAGUUUAUUCUUGCAUCUUCAAAGUGGAUGCGAAUCAUCAGAAUUCCUUUACCAAUUAUUUCAUUUUUUUUUAAAUAGAGUCACGAGCUGCAGCAUUGGCCAAAUAAGGCUACGUAUUUAGAUAAUACAUUGAAAUAUUUAAGUUUGAUUAAUAUAAAUGCCCGAGGAUAAAUUACAAACCAAAGUAUGUUUACUAGUCGUUUGUUUUGUUCAUCUCUCCAGAUUGAUGAUGACAACACUUGUUCAUGCCGAGCUCCUGCUGGAGCAGCUUAAAAAGCAAAGAGAACGGGGAUUUCUUUGCGACUGUACCAUUGUUAUUGGUCCGUCGCGGUAUCAAGCUCACCGGAAUGUACUUGCAGCCUUCAGUGAGUUCUUCGCAUCUCGAAGUGCGCUUGAAGGAGAAGGCGUCACAACUAUAACGUUAGACCCAGAAUGGGUGACCGAGGCAACGUUUCAGAGACUUUUGACCUUUGUUUACACUGGAAAUCUAAAUAUUGACAGCAAUGAUGAUAUUUCAGACAUACGGAAAGCAGCUGCUUUCUUGGGAAUGCAAGAAGUGCUGAACCAGUGUGAUCGACUCUGCCAGAAUGACGAGAAACCUAGUUUAGAGGCUAUCAUUCAGGCCUGCAAUGCGGUGGCAGCGGCAGAGGCGGCAGCAGAAGCCACAGCAGAAGCUAUUGCAGAGUGUUCUGCUCCCAGCCCAGAGCCAGUUGACAUGCUUCCACCUUUAGCUGAAGUGGAGGAGAGUGAAGAACAGGAGAGCACAGAGCAGAGUGAGUCCCAGGAAAAGCUGUCACCCACUCCAGCCACAAGCGAAUCAUCCCCACCCAAAGAGCAGGCAGCAUCAACGGGCAAGAGGGGUAGGAAGCCAAAACCCAAACCCAGCGUUGAGACCCCUGCAGUAGAGGAGAGCAGUUCCCCCAAAGGUACGGGACGAGGCAGAGGGCGACCGAGUGGACGGGGAAGAGGUAGAGCAGUGGGUAGAGGAAGAGGAAGAGGGCGUCCUCCAAAGAAAGUGACGGUAGAACCAGCGAGUGAAGUACCUGAGAAGGUGACGGCAGAACCAGUGAAUGAAAUGCCUGAGAAGGUGACGGCAGAACCAGUGAAUGAAAUGCCUGAGAAGGUGACUGCAGAACCAGCGAGUGACAUGCCUGCAGUUGAAGCUGAACCGAGCAACGAAAUGCCUGUUGAUGAACAACAAACUGAGCAACAAGGGGAACCCACCAGCAGCAUGGACGACUGUGAAUUCACACCUGAUGGAGAGGAUGAUGACCCCCUGAACCCUGCCAAGAUAAGGAAGAGCAACCGCAAGAGGGUCCCCAGCAAAAAGCUGAAGGAGAGCUCUGACUAUGCCGCUGUGAUGAAGGUGGAGGUCGGAGAGUGUGAAGAGGAAGAGGCGCAGGGAGAUGAGGAGAUGGUGGAGAUGAUGGAGAUGGUGGGUGAGGACACCCUCUUAGGAGCCGGCAGUCGGCAGCUGGGCAAGAGCCGGCCCAUCUGCAGCUCGUGUGGCAAGGUCUUCUCGGAGUUGAGCAGCCUGCGCAGGCACAUGCGCAUCCACAAGGGCCUGAAGCCCUAUGAGUGUCAGCUGUGUAACCGCACGUUCAGACAAGGGAACCAGCUGAAGACACACUUGCGCAUUCACACAGGAGAGAAGCCAUUCAAGUGUGAUAAAUGUGACAAGUCAUUUGCUCAGAAGUGCCAGUUGGUCUUCCACUGCCGCAUGCACCACGGGGAGGAAAAGCCUUACCAGUGCAACGACUGUGGUCUACAGUUUGCAACAUCCAGCAACCUCAAAAUUCACUGCAGGAAGCACAGUGGUGAGAAACCAUACAACUGUGAGUUGUGUGGAAAGUGCUUUGCCCAGGCCAGCACACUGACCUAUCACAUGCGGCGGCACACGGGUGAAAAGCCGUAUGUCUGUGACACAUGCGGUCGGGCUUUUGCUGUCUCCAGCUCCCUCAUAACCCAUUCGCGGAAACAUGCAAAGGAGAAGCUUAAAAAAGCAGAGGAGGAAGCUACAUCCAACGCUCCGUACUUGUGCUUGGUGUGUGGCAAGAGAUUCUUUACUACUGGAGAACUGAGGAAACACAUGGACAGUCAUGGUUAUAAACGAGUGAGAUGUGAUCUCUGUGGACAAAUGUUUGCUGACCCAAGUGGCUUGAAGAGACACAAAGAGAAGAAACACGGUGCUGCAGUUGAAAUUGAAGAGACCCUGACCACUGCAGCCGUUCCUCUCAACAUCCCCAUUGACCACCAAGGGCUGAUUGCUCGCAUGUGUGCAUCUCCGCUCAACCCCACUGGAGUUACAUUUGAGCAGCUGGAAAUCCCAGCGGACACUGCCGCAUCCAUGGAAACAACGCAGAUCGUCAUCGUCCACACAAUUGAGGCAGAGUAAACGGGACUUAGAGCCACUACUUGUGAAGAGCAUAAUUUAAUUACAGUGUUGGAAGUAGUUUGGUGCCAAUGCCUUGGCAUUAAAUGCAGAAUAAUGGCAUUUCUGUCCAGAAUUUGAAUUAUUGAAUUGCAACCUCAUACAUGUUUUUAAUUGUUUAGCUUUGGCAUUUAUGUUAAUGGAUUGUGUGUGUAUUUUAUUUUGUAAGGAAGAACAUUUGUGAAUUUCUGUGGUCAUACAAAAGACUACCCCAUAUCUUCCAUUUAGUCAAUUCUGAAUGGAUGGGAUGCAUGGAGUGUGUUUAACAUAUUUAACACAUAAUUAAAUAUGUUAAUUUAACAUAUCAUUAAAAUUCACACUUUUUGACAAUG
Messenger RNA from Alosa sapidissima (American shad), 2877 nucleotides. It is a transcript of the gene mynn, whose product is annotated as myoneurin. Gene Ontology annotation, biological process: regulation of transcription by RNA polymerase II. Lineage: Eukaryota; Metazoa; Chordata; Actinopteri; Clupeiformes; Clupeidae. The coding region runs from base 272 to 2509 and encodes 745 amino acids. Gene Ontology annotation, cellular component: nucleus. Gene Ontology annotation, molecular function: DNA-binding transcription factor activity, RNA polymerase II-specific; RNA polymerase II cis-regulatory region sequence-specific DNA binding; protein binding. The transcript has 7 exons. The record is from RefSeq and is a predicted model, not a curated record.